Brachypodium distachyon (stiff brome) is the source of this 519-nucleotide messenger RNA. RefSeq lists its product as uncharacterized. NCBI's taxonomy places the organism in Eukaryota, Viridiplantae, Streptophyta, Magnoliopsida, Poales, Poaceae. The transcript has a single exon. The coding region runs from base 1 to 519 and encodes 172 amino acids. Gene Ontology annotation, molecular function: nucleic acid binding; zinc ion binding. The record is from RefSeq and is a predicted model, not a curated record.
AUGGAGUACAGCACUGUCGGUGAGUUGAACAAGCAUCGGCCAGACUUCAAGGAGUUAACCCCUACCUGGAUGCUUGGAAGAAUUGUGUCCUAUGAGCUUGAUCAGGAAGAAAAAAAGAUGAUCCAUGGUCCUGGAUCUAGUUCGAAGAAGAACAUUGCACUAAAGGCCAAGAAAUCAUCCAAGAAGAUCAUCAGCUCGAGUGAUGAGCUUGCUCUGUUUUUGAAGAGGUUUAAUAAGAAGUUUGGAAGAAAGUUUGGAAACAAACUGAAGCAUCAAGGUGAAUCCAGCUCCUCCAAGUAUCGGAAACCUGCUCAUCGGAAGAAAUCUGAUAUGGCCAAAAGAGCUUGCUUCAACUGUGGCAAGAAAGGGCACUUCAUCGCUGAAUGUCCCGAGAAAGCUGAUGAAGACAAGGAGAAGAAGGGAUUCAAGAAACAUCCUCACAAGAAAAGCCAUGAUUGUCACAAGAAGAAGGAUUGGAAUAAGGACUCUGCUCAUAAGAAGAAGUGCACAUGUUGGUGA